Messenger RNA from Acaulospora colombiana, 285 nucleotides. NCBI's taxonomy places the organism in Eukaryota, Fungi, Glomeromycota, Glomeromycetes, Diversisporales, Acaulosporaceae. The record is from the annotation of a GenBank genome assembly.
AUGGCAACCGGCGUGGAAGAUAUUCCACCCCUGAAAAUUCCUAUAGACCUAGGUAAAAAUUUGAGAGAUUUUGUGUAUAAUAUGGAAAUAUCAGAUUAUAAAAGAUACGACGACGAAUAUGAUAGAAAGCGUAGUAAUCGAUAUCGGUCUCGUUCUAGGUCAACUUCUCGUACUCCACCAGAACGUCGUAAAAGGUCAGAGCAAGUAAAUGGUCUCGCUAAAUCUCGAUCUAGAUCUCCUCACGCUGUACCUCCUGCAGUAGAGGAGAAGGAGGCGACUGCUUAA